AUGUGGAAUAUAACAAUAAUAUCAACAGCAGCUAUAACUCUCAAUUUUAUUUCACUCAUUGGAGCUAUAUUUAUGGGUCUCAUAUGCACAGUCAUUAUUAGUGCACUCUUACCAUCAAUUAUACGUCAUCAUGAUGUAGUUUUAAUUUUAGUUGCUAAUAAUUAUUUAUCAUUAUUGGCUUUUGCAAUUGUAGCUAUAUCAAGUAAUGUUGAUAUGGUUCGAGGUGAUUAUAAUUUGUACAUUGGUAUGGAAACAUUUAGUUGUCGUAUUAAAGGAUAUACAGUUUAUGCGUUCAUGGCUGUCAUUUUCAAUACUUUUGCAUUACAGGCUAUCUUUCGUUUCUUUCGUGUGGUCUGUCCUUCUUAUGUAUGGCUACAACAUGCUCGUACUUAUACUGUGAUUAUUCCUAUGUUGUGGCUCAUUUCAUUUCUUUUUAUGCUACCGAUUCAUUUUUGGCAUGAUAUACAAUUUAUACGUAUGGAAAAUAUCUGCUUGGUAGCUAUUCAUAGUAUUCGUGGAUUUCUUUGGUCUAAUAUGAUUAUUUAUGGUAUACCAAUUAUUGUCAUCAAUAUUAUUUAUAUACAGCUGGUGCGAUUUAUACAUCGACCAUCUAUGGUUGCUUCAGUACGAGCUAAACGUGAUGUGAUCGUAGCACGACGGAUUGCACUUGUCGUAUGCAUAUUAACAUUGAUGGUUAUUCCUUCUGUCGUAUUGAAGUUAAUGCUACCUUUUACUGAUGUAGGAAAACCAUUGUUUUAUCGUAUUCAGAAUUUAGUUUUAGUCACUGGUAUGAUCGUUCUUAGUCUUAUGCUCGUCUAUGUCACUCCUCAAGUCAAAGAAAUACUCAUGCGUAUAGGAAAGCUAAAUACAAUAACACCUAUACAUACAUAA
Messenger RNA from Rotaria sp. Silwood1, 891 nucleotides. The record is from the annotation of a GenBank genome assembly. Lineage: Eukaryota; Metazoa; Rotifera; Eurotatoria; Philodinida; Philodinidae.